ACAGCGAGUUCUUCGGUGGAGCCAGUCUAAGACACUGCGCGAGGCAGAGAGAGAGAGGGGGAGAGAGCGCGCAGACUCCUCCUCAUCUCCGGUGUCAAACUUGACAUCAGCCGCUGAGCCGAGAAUGGUAACUUGCGUCGGAAUCGGAGCCCUCACAUCAGUGGCAUGCUUCAUGGAGUUAUGUACCUCUCUUUGCCCUCUGAACUGCCGUCAUGGAUUGCAAACCCCCCGUGCUUUUUCUUACCCUGUUCUCGUUCAUUUGCCAAGGACAACUGACUAGUCAUCCAUCCAAUGAAGUUAACCUGCUGGAUUCGAAAGCAAGCCAAGGGGAGCUGGGAUGGAUUUCCUACCCGUCGCAUGGGUGGGAAGAGAUAAGCGGAGUGGAUGAGCACUAUACCCCCAUCCGCACCUUCCAGGUGUGCAACGUGAUGGAGUACAGCCAGAACAACUGGCUGAGGACCAACUGGAUUCCACGUCACUCUGCCCAGAAGAUCUACGUGGAGCUCAAGUUCACCCUGAGGGACUGCAACAGCAUCCCAUUGGUCCUGGGCACCUGCAAGGAGACCUUCAACCUCUACUACAUGGAGACUGAGGAGGACCAGGGGCCCAAGUUCCGGGAGCACCAGUUUAACAAGAUCGACACCAUCGCGGCCGACGAGAGCUUCACGCAGAUGGACCUGGGCGACCGCAUCCUCAAGUUGAACACCGAGGUGCGGGAGGUGGGACCCAUCACCCAGAAAGGCUUCUACCUGGCCUUCCAGGACCUGGGGGCCUGCGUGGCCCUGGUGUCUGUACGGGUGUACUUUAAGAAGUGCCCGUUCAUGGUGAGGAACUUAGCCAUGUUUCCUGACACGGUGCCCACGGACUCCCAAUCUCUGGUGGAGGUGCAGGGCUCCUGUGUCAAUAACUCCAAGGAGGAGGACCCGCCCAAAAUGUACUGCAGCACCGAGGGGGAGUGGCUUGUGCCCAUCGGGAAAUGCCUCUGUGACAUUGGCUAUGAAGAGCGAGGGGUGUCCUGCCAAGCCUGCAGACCUGGCUUCUACAAGUCUUCUUCUGGGAACCUGAAAUGCUCAAAGUGCCCCCCCCACAGCUACGCCCACCAGGAGGGGGCCAUUCACUGCGACUGUGAGAAGAACUACUUCCGCUCCGAGGGGGACCCUGCCUCCAUGGCCUGCACCCGUCCACCGUCAGUCCCUCGGAAUGUGAUCUCGGUCAUUAACGAGACGUCGGUCAUCCUGGACUGGACCUGGCCGGCGGACGCGGGUGGCAGGAGAGAUGUGACGUACAACGUGGUGUGCAAGCGGUGCCUGCCAGGCCGGCAGUGCGAGCCCUGCCGGGGGGCGGUCCGCUUCCUGCCCCGCCCCACCGGCCUCGGCAACACCACGGUGACCGUCACCGACCUGCUGGCCCACACCAACUACACCUUUGAGAUUGAGGCGGUGAACGGAGUCUCCGCCCUCGCACCCGCUCACCGCCAGUUUGCUGCCGUCACCAUAACGACAAACCAAGCAGCUCCAUCCCCAGUCACCAUCAUCAAGAAAGACAGGACGUCCCGAAACAGCAUCUCCCUGUCUUGGCUGGAGCCAGAGAGGCCCAAUGGAAUCAUCCUGGACUAUGAAGUCAAGUACUAUGAGAAGCAGGAGCAAGAGACAAGCUACACCAUCCUGAGGUCAAAGGGCACCAAUGUGACGCUUGGCGGCCUGAAGCCAGACACGACCUACCUACUGCAGAUUCGGGCACGGACAGCCGCUGGGUACGGAGCCAGCAGCCGAAAGUUUGAGUUUGAGACCAGCCCUGACUCCUUCUCUAUCUCCAGUGAGAACAGUCAGGUGGUGCUGAUCGCCAUCUCCUCGGCCGUGGCCAUCAUCCUCCUGACCGUGGUGGUGUACAUCAUAGUCAGCAGGUUUUGUGGCUACAGGAAAUCCAAACAUCCAGAUGAGAAAAGGCUCCACUUUGGCAACGGGCACCUGAGGCUGCCAGGAAUCAGGACCUAUGUGGACCCCCACACUUACGAGGACCCCAGUCAGGCUGUCCACGAAUUUGCCAAAGAAUUAGACGCCUCCUGCAUAGCUAUUGACAAGGUGGUCGGUGCAGGUGAGUUUGGGGAGGUGUGCAGCGGUCGCCUGCGGUUGCCAUCAAAGAAGGAGAUCUGCGUGGCCAUUAAGACUCUAAAGGCAGGGUACACAGAGAAGCAGAGGCGGGACUUCCUGAGUGAGGCCAGCAUCAUGGGACAGUUUGACCACCCCAACAUCAUCAGGCUGGAAGGCGUGGUCACUCGCAGUAAACCAGUCAUGAUUGUCACAGAAUACAUGGAGAAUGGAUCCCUUGACAGCUUCCUACGCAAGAACGAUGCCCAGUUUACGGGUAUCCAGCUGGUGGGCAUGCUCCGCGGCAUCGCCUCGGGCAUGAAGUACCUCUCAGACAUGGGCUACGUGCACCGGGACCUGGCCGCCCGCAACAUCCUGGUCAACAGCAACCUGGUGUGCAAGGUCUCCGACUUCGGCCUGUCCCGCGUGCUGGAGGACGACCCCGAGGCCGCCUACACUACACGGGGUGGCAAGAUACCGAUCAGGUGGACAGCACCCGAGGCCAUCGCCUAUCGCAAGUUCACCUCGGCCAGCGACGCCUGGAGCUAUGGCAUUGUGCUGUGGGAGGUCAUGUCAUAUGGAGAGAGGCCUUACUGGGAGAUGUCCAAUCAGGACGUGAUCAAGGCGGUGGAUGAGGGGUACCGGCUGCCGCCCCCCAUGGACUGCCCUGCUGCUCUAUACCAGCUGAUGCUGGACUGCUGGCAGAAGGACAGGAACAACCGGCCCAAAUUCGAGCAGAUUGUCAGCAUCCUGGACAAGCUGAUCCGCAACCCCGGCAGCCUGAAGAUCAUCGCUAACACCGCCUCCAGGCCCGCGAACAUGCUGCUGGACCGAAACAGCACCGAAAUAACCGCCCUCCGCGCCAUGGGCGACUGGCUAGAGAGCGUGCGGACACUACCUUGCAAGGACGUGUUCACUGGUGUGAGCUAUAACUCCUGUGACACCCUGCCCAAGACUUCUGCAGAAAUCUGCCUGACUGAGGUAAGGCCAGCAGCCACUUGCCCCGACUGGGAGCAGGCCAUGGGAAUAACCACACUUUAACCCCUAAAGACCGGACGGGACUUCAAAAAGGUUGGUGUGACGAUCGUAGGACCUCCGAAGAAGAUUGUGAGCAGCAUCAAAGCGCUUGAAACACACGCAAAGAACGGCCCUGUUCCCGUGUGAUUCCACGAGAGACCGUCGCCGCUUUUCGCUAAAACAGACGGGAACUCCAUAUGUGACGAAUAAAGAGGACGCAUUAAAUAAAUGUUAUGGUAUUUUUACACGGCAAAGGGCAACUUCCCUGAAGAGUGACAGUGGCAUCCCUAGCCCCCUCCCCCCCUCCUCCAGGGAUUGUGGGGCUCACUGGCCGGGUUUCCCCAUCUAUGACGAGUUGCCUUAUAACCCAGGGCCACAGAAAUGGAAGAGACAUCUAGCUCUGGGGCGGGGGAACUUUGAGGCCUGGGGAGGUUGGGGGCGGGCUGCCCACUCUCUCACUGGGUGCGCGGCGUGGAUCGCCGUGGAAACCGAGGCCUGCGCACGUGCGUGACGAGACCGGCAAGACAGGAAAACAUAAAUGUCACGAGCAGGCUUGGUCUCGUCCCAGUGGUUACCGCCGUGAGCUCUUAACACGCAGAGCGGGCGCGGCUCACGCCCGUAGUAAUGCUCAGCAGGAAGAAACGGUCCCCUUAGCUGGGAGCUGCACCUGGAGUCGGGGAGAUGAAUUCACUCGGGCCAGCGGCUCGAGCAGACAGCUUUAUCCGCUUCAGGCCCGUUCGGACCCACACCGGGCUGUUUCCUCUGCCGCCGCCCGCGGGUUCGGCCUGGCCUGACUCACGGAAAGCCAAGCACGGUACGACCCAAAAAGUCCACGGGAAGUAAUGAGUCCACGAGACUGCAGAGUCAUCCCCUAAGGUUUGUGACAUAAUGGACUCAGGACACUCAAAGAGUCGGGGACCAGGUCCCCUGUCUCUUACUGCUUUCAGCUUCUGGCCGAGGUUUGCAAAGAUACCACUCAUUCAGCAAUAAUAUCAUGCGGUGUUCUCAUUUGUCUGCCGUUUUGACUUUUAUGUAUUUGACUUUUACAUAUUUACGUAUUACUGCUCCGUGUACCCAGCUCAAGCCUGCAGCUCUGGUGUCUUUCUCAGAAAGUAGCGCUCAUGAAUCCAGAAAAAGACUGUUACAAAGUGUUCCUUUGUAACAGGAGUCAGGCACCGUUUGCAUGGUUUGCUGGAUUACAAAAGCCAAUAAAGCCAGAAUAUUGUUUCUCAUAGAAUGAAAAUAUCACUUUAAAGAAGUCACUGUCAUUCAACUCCAUUGUGAAUGACUGUGUUGAUGCCAGAAAUGUAACUCCUUUGUAUCUGUAUUAAAAACGCUGUAUCUGCAACAAGUUCUUAAAUAUUGCAAGAACUCCAGAGAUUUAAUGCAUCACAAAAUGUCACAGACAUUUCUGUCAGUGGUUUUGACACAACUGCAGUUUACACUUUCCGUGUUCAGCUCAAUACUCGUUUUAUUGAAAUUUUAAAGCACUUUUAACACAGUCUGCAUUUACCAUUGUUCAUGUGUGAUUUCUGAAUGGUACACCAUUCACUGUAACCAACGUAUAUCUUCUGCCCUCAUCCAAGCUACAUCUCCCCCAGUUCAUCUUCACAUCAUCUUUACUUUUCACUUCAGAGCUAGCCAUGGAAGACUAAACAUGGCAGUGCUAAACCAGCUGUCCCCAACCCUUUCUCAGAAGCUCUGUAGAUCUGUGUCCCUCCAGGAUUGUCCAGGAUUGUGCUGUUUGGUAUUUCACUGUCACCUCAGGUGACUCUGAAAUUAUCAUGUGACUUAUGCCAGCCGGGUUAUACCUCACCCUAUGUGUCUUUUAAUUGAAAUUUCCUUUUUUUAUAUGUCUAUAUUGCACAAUUGUCUUAUAUAAAAUAAAUAUAUGAUCAAAUGCCUUGAUCCAUGUGCAUAGAAAAUGGUUUGAAAUUCAAUGAAUUUGCAGUGAAAAAAUGCAAUACAUACAAAACACUUUUUUCCAAGCGGUACAUGAAUUCCAAUAAAUGCAUGCCUUCAUAUAUACAGUGCAUACAGUAUGUAAUUACAUACAGACAUGUAUACAGUACAUUAAUAAAUACAUACUGUACAUGCACACAUGCAUGCAUGCAUACAUUUGACCUGGGACAAAUAUUUGAAAUGGUAACCCUUUAGAUACUGGUAUCAUUUGAAAACAGUCUUACAAAUCCUGGAGAAUUUUCGACAAAUAUGCAAACCAAAAUACAGUCGUCUAAAAUAAUUUUUUCAGAAAUCCACAGGAAUUGUUUGUAUUUCACUAAAUUUACUUGCCCAUGGUCUGGCAUACGUAUAACAUUGGUAUAUAGAUACAUGCACUGUUAAUGUUACUAACACAUUUCGUAUAACACCAUCUGUCAGUAAGUCAUUUGUGAUCUGGUACUGUGCCUUUCUUGAUGGCAGAAAACUGGUUGGCCUGAAAAUGAAAGUCGUGCAAACAAGAUGGAGGCUAAUAAGCAACCCUGACCGGGUAUUUCGGGCGUCCCUUACUUGGGGAUCAAACUCAGGGUGCGCGUUUUUCAUCCAGACAAUAAUGGAGUCAAACCAUGCGAUUGACUAAAGCCUGCUGUAAAUGCAUACAAUAGCUAGGUUUUGUAGGAGUCAGAGACCCGCAUUCUUCAAGACCAAACUCCAAGAGCCGCAUAAUCACUUUACCUGGGAUAUAAAGCCUGUAUUUUGUUUUCUUAUACACGCGCAUUUCUGUCUGGAGGGUGUUUUGAUUCCAUUUUUUGUCCUCUUCUAAAUCUGUGCCACGUCAGGCCGGUCUUGGUGUAGGUAAAGCACCAGCACGUGCUGUCAUCAGCACCAUGGGCCCCUUUGCUCUGCUCAGCUUUUUCACUGAAGAAUGGAUUUUCAAGUCGAUGGAGAAAAAGAGCACCGCCCCCCUGACGGCCAUUUUUCUCCAUGCCAUUGUAGGAACACCCACCCAAAACCCUUUCUCUAACCUUCCCCACCCUGCCCCCUCACCUGUCUGUGAGUGAGUCAGCACCCUUCUCUAUUAGCAUGUGCAUAUGUAUACAUGACAAUAUAAUAAAAGCAAUGGUGAAACUAGAGGUACUCUCAAUUACAUGGCCAUCACUUUGUACAAACGUUUGUAUGUAUGUACAUAUAUAUAUAUGCCAUAUAUAUAUUUGUGCAACAUUUUAAAAAAGAAAAAAAAAAUCUUUGUACUAUUUUUAUUUUGUAUUAUAUUGUUUUUACAUUUUAAAAAAAGCAAUUAUGAUUUACCUAUUUAUUUGUCAAAGGUGAAAAUUUGAAUGUUUUGUUUGUAGCAUACAGUAACUUAUGGCAUGGUUAUGUGACAAGUUUAUCAGUGUUCUGUAUUUACUUUAUAAACAUGAUUUUCAAAGAGCAAUACUGUCGUCAGCCCCUCACAGUCCUUUUUUUAAUAGAUUUGUGUGUGGGUGCACGUUUGUGUGUUCGUACGAGUGUGUAUAUACGUGUCUGCGUGUGUGUCUGUGCUUGCGUGUGCAAAUGUAGAUGGCCUUCUACUAAUGUAAAAUGAUUUGUAGUGGAAACAUUUAUAUUUUUAUAAUAAACUUAAUGAAAAUAUUUUUCAAAGAAUGAA
Anguilla anguilla (European eel) is the source of this 6690-nucleotide messenger RNA. RefSeq names its product eph receptor A3 (gene epha3). The record is from RefSeq and is a predicted model, not a curated record. The transcript is spliced from 18 exons. Gene Ontology annotation, cellular component: plasma membrane; neuron projection. Gene Ontology annotation, biological process: axon guidance; cell surface receptor protein tyrosine kinase signaling pathway; protein phosphorylation. Gene Ontology annotation, molecular function: protein binding; ATP binding; transmembrane-ephrin receptor activity. Lineage: Eukaryota; Metazoa; Chordata; Actinopteri; Anguilliformes; Anguillidae. The coding region runs from base 213 to 3128 and encodes 971 amino acids.